This is a messenger RNA of Cavia porcellus (domestic guinea pig), 704 nucleotides long. It is a transcript of the gene Isg15, whose product is annotated as ISG15 ubiquitin like modifier. Gene Ontology annotation, cellular component: cytoplasm; cytosolic small ribosomal subunit; nucleus. Gene Ontology annotation, biological process: ISG15-protein conjugation; modification-dependent protein catabolic process. Bases 153 to 626 code for a protein of 157 amino acids. The transcript has 2 exons. Gene Ontology annotation, molecular function: structural constituent of ribosome; protein tag activity; ubiquitin protein ligase binding. NCBI's taxonomy places the organism in Eukaryota, Metazoa, Chordata, Mammalia, Rodentia, Caviidae. The record is from RefSeq and is a predicted model, not a curated record.
CAUACUAGAGACACCGCCCCAUGACGUUACAGAGCUCUGGCUCAUAAAGGGGCUGGACCUGAUCUAGCAGCAGAAGCCGCCAGGAGCUGAGAGGUAGUGAACCCACUCCGUUGUGAUUGCCUGCAGAAUACCUGGCGCUACACUCCACAACCAUGGAUUGGGAACUGACAGUGAAGAUGCUGGAUGGCCAGCAGUUCCUGGUACUCGUGAACAAUUCCAUGACAUUGCCAGAGCUGAAGAGGCAGAUCGCCAAGAAGACUAAAGUACCUGCCUUCCAGCAGUGCCUAGCCAUCCAGUCAACCAACAGGGAGUUGCAGGACAGGUUGAGCCUCACCCAACAGGGCUUUGGCCCUGGCAGUGUAGUCCUGCUGCUGGUGAAGGACUGCAAAGACCCCUUCAGCAUCCUGGUGACCAACGACAAGGGGCGCAGCCGUUGUUAUGAGGUCCGGUUGACACACACAGUGGCAGCACUGAAGAAGCAGGUGUGUCAGCAAGAGGGAGUCCGGGAAGAUGUGUUCUACCUGAGCUUCGAGGGGAGAGCUAUGGAGGAUCAGCACAUGCUGGGUGACUAUGAUCUCAAGCCCCAGUGCACAGUGUUCAUGAAUCUGCGCCUUCGAGGGGGUUAGGGCUGGGCCCCCGGAACAAAGCAGAGAGCCCCCUGCUGGAAUCAAGCUUUGGUAAUAAAGAUAGAUGCAGAGAAAGCA